Molecule: messenger RNA, 1856 nt
Organism: Priapulus caudatus
Lineage: Eukaryota; Metazoa; Priapulida; Priapulimorpha; Priapulimorphida; Priapulidae
Product: homeobox protein unc-4 homolog
Exons: 3
Coding region: 118-1437 (439 amino acids)
Biological process (GO): regulation of DNA-templated transcription
Molecular function (GO): DNA-binding transcription factor activity, RNA polymerase II-specific; sequence-specific double-stranded DNA binding
Source: RefSeq, a predicted model, not a curated record
UCGACGCCCGCUCAGGCACAUCCCGAGACGCAGCCACCGCGUGUGCGCGUGUAUAUAUGUGCGCGUGUUUCUUACCUAUACCUACACACACACACCCCGCCGCCGUUCGAAGACGUCAUGCUCGAACCGAAUUUCAAUCCGGGUUUACGCGGCGUGAUGUCCGGUUUUUCGCCCUACGCCUCGCAUCUGAUGGGACUCAGCAUCCAUCCGACGAACCUGCCGUACGGACUGCCGCCGCAAGGUCACGGCUUCGGCUUCAGCAUUGACGGACUCAUGAGCAGAGACCCGCUGUGUCCGCACGGCAUCGGCUCCAUGAUGCAGGCCGGCGGCAGUCCGCACAGCGCCGGACAGCAGGAGAAGAAGAACGACGACAGCGAGAGCAAAGAUCAGCAGAACGGCACCAAGCGUCGGCGCAGUCGCACCAACUUCACCGGAUGGCAGCUCGAGGAAUUAGAACGCGCCUUCGAGACGAGUCACUACCCCGAUGUAUUCAUGCGCGAAGCUCUCGCGUUAAAACUAGAUCUCGUGGAAUCAAGAGUGCAGGUCUGGUUUCAAAAUCGACGCGCAAAAUGGCGGAAGAAGGAGAACACUCGCAAGGGACCGGGCCGACCCGCGCAUAACGCACACCCGUCGACGUGUAGCGGCGACCCUAUCGACGCCACCGAGAUGGAGCGACGGCAGAAGGAACGCGCCGAAAAGAAGCGUCAGAAGGCGGCCGACCGCGCCGCCAAGCACGCAAAAGGCGACGGGAAAACGUCGCCGGGCCACGUGAGCAGCGACUGCGACAGUCAGAGCAGCCACGCCGACGCGUCGUCGGGCGCGCGCGUCAGCUCGUCCGACUCGGACGCCCCUGGCGGCGGCGAGGCGCGGCGCGUGGCGACGGUCGGCGGAGGCGUCGUCGUCGAAGAGCAUCCGCUGCGAAACAGUCCGUUCAGCAUAGCUAACAUUCUAGCGACGCCGAAAGUUCCGCGCGGCCGUCGACCGAACUCGAAGUACCCGCGCGUGCAGGCGUGCAAGUCCGCCAACCCGUUCGGCCUCGGCAUGUAUCCGCUACAUCCCGUCACGCAGCCCGUCGGCUUCGUCAUACGGCAACGCCAGGAGACGCUGCCGGCCGCCGACGACGCGUACGAUCGCGCCGACACGGCCGACGUCGCGUUCGAUCACGUCAGACGAACUGAACUCGAGGCCGUGACGUCGAGCGUCGGUCAGGCCGGCUCGCCGCCGACGCCGACGACGAGACGGCGCGACGACGAACCGGAAGUCGUUGCCGACGACCAGCCGGAAAGCGUGACGGAUAUGAUGUCGCAUACGCAGCUUCCGGUCGAGACUGAUCUGAGCGAAGACGAGGACGACGACGAUGACGACGACGACGAUGGCGAUGGCGAUGGCGAUGACGAUGACGAUGACGAUGACGACGAGGAGAUUGACGUAAAUUAAGUUAUUUUUCGCCUGUUAAUAAUUGCGUGUGUUUAUUAUGUAUGGUUUCUAUAACACGUGCGUGUGUGUGUGUGUCCGCGUAGUACCGAAUAGCAGUUUACACUCUGCGCACAUCCGUAUCGCGGAACUAAUAACUUGUGCCAUGUUCAACUAAUACCAGCAAAAAAAAUUACCCCGAGGCAAACCUCGUGUGUGAAGAAACCCUAAUUCACUCGUAGAUAUAAUCAACUUGUUAUCACACGACGUGCAGCUAGUUAUACGGUAUGCUCUGUUACCUGUUGCCUUGCCUACGCAACAACGCAGACCGAUCCUGCGUGCUCGAUGAUUUAAUAUUUAAAACGUGCGCGCGCGCGGAGGUAUAUAAGGACGUUACUGUUAAUAAAUAAUAAAUCGUCAUCGAUUAAAAUCACAGUCAAUUA